Molecule: messenger RNA, 516 nt
Organism: Mucor velutinosus
Lineage: Eukaryota; Fungi; Mucoromycota; Mucoromycetes; Mucorales; Mucoraceae
Exons: 1
Coding region: 1-516 (171 amino acids)
Source: RefSeq, a predicted model, not a curated record
AUGUCUGCCACUAUGCUGAGCCCAAGAUCCACCCUUUUAGAAGAAACUGAAGGUGAUAGUUACUUCAAUUCCAAGUCAUCCUAUUACAAGAGGGGCAACUUGUUGGCUACUUCAUCAUUUCGACAAAAGUACAAGAACGGCUUCCGGAGAUCUAGAUCAUCUUCUUAUACAUCUCUCGAUGAUGAGAAAGAGCAGCAAAAUAACAGCCUUCUGGAACAAACGCCCUCGGUUUCACCUCCAGUAACAACAACCUCAUUCUUUUCAAGAAAGAGGCUGGCUCAAAGAUCCAACACUGCUCCCAUAGCCGCAAUCAAUGCUGGUCCCGAUACACAAGACGGUGAUUACUUUAAUCACGAAGAUAAUUACGUUGAUGCUCCCUAUGCUGAUGAUGACGAAGACAGUGAUGAAAAUACCUUCUUUGCUAAACAAAACUACUACUCUAGACAAAACUUGUCAAAGCCGACAACAUCUUGGAAAUCAAGUGUAUUAAAAGCUGUCGGCGUCAAAAGCAGAUAA